Messenger RNA from Epinephelus fuscoguttatus (brown-marbled grouper), 1177 nucleotides. Its product is annotated as protein LEG1 homolog. The record is from RefSeq and is a predicted model, not a curated record. NCBI's taxonomy places the organism in Eukaryota, Metazoa, Chordata, Actinopteri, Perciformes, Serranidae.
GCCUUGUGACUCCAUCCCUCCGUGCAGUCGCAGCUCCUCAGCCAUGAUGUGUGCAGCGUUCCUCGGCCUCCUCUUGGCAUGCGCAGUGUCUCUUAGCAGCUCUGCGCCAGUCCUAGACAAUGGCAUGCCCCUCAUGUGGUCGCAAACGGUCGACCAAGUGUCUGCCCUGCCGAAACAGAAUGACGUGGUGACCCCCGACCCGUGGACAUUCGUUAACCGCAUGAGCCUUUACCGGCUGUUGAUCGCUGCCACAGACCCGUAUAUGGGAUGCAUGGGGACAAACGCCACAGACAGUCCAGUGUGGGGACUGCCACUGCAGCUUGCAUGGAUGAAAUCCUCAGGGCGUCUCGCUGAUCCAACCGGUGCUACGACCUGCGGCCUGGAAACUGGAGAUGCUUCGUGUAUUUCUCCUCAGAGCUGGUGGUCCUGUGUGAACUACUUUGUGUCUGCACUGCCCUUCCUGUCUGCUGCACAGCAAGGCCUCAUGGGAGCAGACGUCCAGGUCACGAUGCAGGUACCUGAAGGCGUCGAAGGCUAUUGCACUACAUAUACCGAGUGUGCAGCGAGCUACCCUGACGUCAUGACCAAGUGGGACGCCUUUUUCCAGGCUCUGAAGGGUGCAAAUGAAAAUCCUCAACCCAACGAUGAGAAGAAAGACACUCUCCUUGGUCUCUACUGGGAGGCCCUGGCUUCAACCUAUGCCUCUGCUGCAUGCAAGGCCAAGCAGAGCCACCUCUCCUCUGUAGAGGUGUCAUUUGCAAACAGCUGGCUGAACUCAGCCGAGUACGUUUCUGCGGCACACUUCCAAUCCAGUUUGACGAAAUCUGCGAUGUUCAUUGCGCCCCUCCCAAGUCGCGUUUUAAAGGUCGGCGACAAUGCGCCUAACAUAGCUGAUAUGACCAAGGAAGAGAACCACACACUGUCUACCUUCUCCUGGAUGAAUUACAUCAACAAUCUACUGGGUGGGUCACUGGUGUCUUCCUGGAAACGUGCCAUGUGCUCAGUGGACACAAGAGCCAAAGGAAGAGAGAUGCUGGAGCAGCUCCUACUGAAUCCCAGCUACGCCACGUCCACUUUCAUGUCCAUCGUAACAGGAAUGAGUGGCUGCUGAGACCUCCAGGUGCUCUCUUGUGCACUCUUGUGGAUAUACUGUCCCCCAGUAAAGCUUCAGAAAACA